Clarias gariepinus (North African catfish) is the source of this 2614-nucleotide messenger RNA. Its product is annotated as acyl-CoA dehydrogenase family member 11-like. The transcript has 15 exons. The coding region runs from base 163 to 2043 and encodes 626 amino acids. Lineage: Eukaryota; Metazoa; Chordata; Actinopteri; Siluriformes; Clariidae. Gene Ontology annotation, molecular function: oxidoreductase activity, acting on the CH-CH group of donors. The record is from RefSeq and is a predicted model, not a curated record.
AUAAAUAAAUAACAAUACACCAUAUCAGUAGGUAAAAGGGAAGUUUUAUUGAGAGUAAGGAUGUGAAGUGAGCUGUUAUUACUGACCCGGGCCGCGCGGGGGAGCUGUGACGUCACACCCGGAAGUGACGCAGGCGGCAGAGUGACAGUGACGAUCUCGACGAUGGCUACUCAGGUGUGUUUCCGUGGUAACCGCUUGGUCCCUCGGUUGUUAAGGACCCAGGUGCGCUGCUUCUCCUGCAGUGUGUCGGUUGGACAGAUCCGAUCUCGCGGUGAGUUGGACCAUCACACACGCCCUGUAACGCCCCUGCCGUUCUCGCGCUCAGCCAUCGGAGCUUUCUUCCAGGAGCAGCCUGAGCUUAGAAACCCAUUUACCCAGGAUGCACUGCUGCAAGGAUACCUGCGCAGACACCUGCCUCUGCAGGAGGUCGAGCUGGACCUGCGUGAGUUCGGCGAGCGUGUUGUGGGUGAGAUCGAUGAUCUGGGACGUCAGUGUGAGCAGAAUCCCCCCCGACUGCACCCGUAUGAUGCGUGGGGUCGCCGUGUCGACCGCAUCAUUACCUGUGACGCAUGGACCCGCCUAAAGCACAUCUCCGCACAGGAGGGGCUGGUGGCUGCGGGAUACGAGCGCCGCUUCGGCGAGUGGAGUCGUGUGUAUCAGAUGAGUAAGUUGUACCUGUUUGCACCUUCUGCCGGUCUCUACACCUGUCCACUGGCCAUGACUGAUGGAGCAGCCAAAGUUAUAGAGUCUUUGGGCAUGCCUGUUAGGGAGGUGUUUGAGCGCCUGACGACCCGGGACGAGAAACGCUUCUGGACAUCGGGUCAGUGGAUGACGGAGAGAAAGGGAGGAUCAGACGUCGGUAACGGGACGGAGACGGUGGCCCAGCGGCAGGACGACGGCUCGUACCGACUCUACGGGUUUAAAUGGUUCACUUCAGCAACGGACUCUGACAUCACACUCACGCUCGCUCGAAUCGCAGAUCACCACGGCGACACCAUACAGGGCAGUAAGGGCGUGUCCCUGUUCUGUGCGGAGGUGUGGGACUCUGAGGGCCGGACUAACGGAGUGGAGAUCCAGAGGCUGAAGGAUAAACUCGGGACACGGCAGGUUCCCACUGCUGAGCUGCUGCUGGACGGCACCAGGGCACGACUGCUGUCGGAGGAGGGAAGGGGCGUGGCCUCUAUCGCCAACAUGCUGACUCUGACUCGAAUCUAUAACACAGUGUGUGCUGUCGCUGGCAUGAGAAGAAUAACCCAGUUGGGCAGGGAGUACUCCACCAAGCGUCAUGUGUUUGGGAAGCUGCUGAAGGAUCACCCACUGCAUGUACAGACCCUCAGUAGACUGGAGGUAGAAACUCGGGCUGCGUUCCUGUUGAUGAUGGAAGUCUGUCGUCUUUUGGGACGAGAAGAAACAGGAGCAGCUACAGAGCGAGACACACACCUGCUGAGACUGCUUACACCUGUAGCUAAACUAUACACCGCCAAACAGACGGUUGCUGUAGUGUCGGAGGGACUGGAGUGUUUUGGGGGCCAAGGUUAUAUGGAGGACACGGGUCUUCCUGCCAUUCUCCGAGAUGCACAGGUGUUGAGUAUAUGGGAAGGCACCACUAAUGUUCUCUCUCUGGAUCUCCUGCGCUCCAUCUCUAAAUCCUCAGGACGUGUACUGCAGGCCUUCUUCUCUGAUGUGGAGGAGCGGUUGCGCGGUGCCGGUCCCACCCUCCAGCCUGCAGCACAGAGCCUGAACUCGUCUCUGUCCGCUUUAGCUCGGUUCAUCCGGAGCGCCGAGUCUCGUCCGGCGGAGAGCCUUCAGCUCGCGGCACGGGACUUAGCAUACAGCAUCGCACGCAUUUACAUGGGAGCUCUGUUAGUGGAUCAUGCCUCUUGGGAAGGAGCAUCACCACCAGAUGUCUAUGCUGCCCUGAGAUGGUGUGAGCAUGAUGUCUGUCCUGUAGUGAGCGGGGAGCUCCGAGGGUGUUACGGCACCGACGCCACACUAAACGACUCUCAGCUCGUUUACCAAGGACUGGAGAAGCAGGACGCCUGAGAGAGAGCACACACACACGCGCACACACACGCAGGCAUGCAUACACACACAUAUACAAAGUAAUAACUCAUAGAAUGAACAUGGACCAGUGAUGUGUAAUAAAGAUAAUAAUGUUAGCAUUAAUUAGAGUAAUGAUGCAGUUUACUGUGAAUUAUUUCCGCGUGAUUAGCGUGAUUAGCGUGAUUAGCUCAAGGCCCCGACUCGGCCUCUAAAUUCUCCAGAUCACAAUCUGAUCGAGUCCCAUCCACAGGACAAACACACCCGAUCCACAGAGGCUCUGACCCCAAAAUCCUGGUGCCAGACCCCCCAGCGCCCCCCAGAGGCCCUCCGGAGCCACCCCGGGGGCACAGGGGAAACAGAAAACUAUUUUUGUAUUGUUAUGCUACAAACGAUUGUAGAUUUUUGUGUGUAUAAAUAACAUUUGUGUAAUUAAUGUUACUUACAGACGUGUUGGUUUAUUGUAAUUAGUGCACAAUUAGUAGACAAUCAUUAAUCUACACCAAGCAUCCCAUAAUACUGUGUUUAAAGGAAUGUUAAUACGUUAUAUAAAUCAUUUGUCACAUGAAGUUGA